AUGGAUGAGGGCUCGGACCCAAAGCCCCCUCGCCGAAAGAGGGUCUCCAGAGCUUGCGAUCGGUGCCGUAGUAAGAAGGACAAAUGCGACGGUCUUCGUCCCGCCUGCACCGCCUGUCGCGCGUCCGGCUUAACCUGCUCCUAUGAUCCGCACGCGAAGAAGCGCGGUCUGCCUGAAGGCUAUGUUCGCGGUCUCGAAAAGCUCUGGGCCUUGUCAAUAUGCAACAUCGAUGGCUUCGAAGACACCAUGCUGGCCCUCUUGGGUAACACCUCUGAAUCAACUGGUCGCAGGGAUAGGCUCAUGGAUCUAUGGGCCGACGAUGGUGCGUCGGAGACAUUGCACGAGUCGUGGAAAUCAAGCCGUCUAUACGGUGUACUGGAAAAGAUGCUCUCGACGUCGGCUGCAUCGCCGGUAACACACCUCUCGGGUAAACGCCCUCGGGAGGAUGAGGGCGUUGGCGUUGACGGCGACUGGGGAUUUCGCAUCGAGCGCAGCUCGACGCCCAUCCCCAAAGGCGCACCUCGCGCAAUGGAUCCACCUAUGUCUCCGAACUCCAAAAGGCCACGGCUGUCCCAACCGGUGGAUAGUGCCUUGGUCUCCCAGGCCGCCAAUACGCUUCAUGCGCCGCUGCACUUGCCCGCUCUAGCGUCGCAAUUGUUAGAUCUAUACUUUGCGACCACCCACUCCUGGCUUCCAAUUGUCCCAAAGCACAACAUCCUUCGGGCGUCCUACCUCUAUGCAAAUGCGCCGCUGUCUGUGGCCAAGGAGGCUCCUGGUUCGGGAGACCAUGCCGCGCUAUGGGCCCUCCUCAGUUACACCUUUUCUCAAUCACUGACAAACCCGCAAGACCGGUCCGUCCUGCACACGACAAGGGAGUAUUAUUCUGUCGCACGCAGCUUGAUCCCUGCCGAGACGGAACGAUACGAGAUCGGACACGUCCAGGCCUUGCUUCUGCUCACUUUGGUGAACGUUGGUGUGGGGGAAUGGAAUGCUGCCUGGCUGUUGAUCGGCCAAGCAGUCCGUAUGGCCAUUGCCUUGGAUUUGGGCAUCCUCACCGACAUGCGCAGGUCGGAGGACGUGCGGCAAGGGAAAGCUGUUUUCCUUGGAUGCUUCGUGUUAGAUUCCUUACUGUCCUUCCGCCUAUCGCGAAGACCGUGCAUGCACUCGCAGGAUUUGAGCACCGUGGGCCUACUGGAGGAGGACGGUCUCGAGGAAUGGAAUUCUUGGGCCGACGUCCUUCCACCAAGUGGGGGUACACAGGGGAGAAAUUCACCCCGACGCGGUCCGCUCCGUGCUAUCAGCUGCUUCAACCGGCUGGUGGAAUUGGCCAGCGUGCUAAACAAUAUCGCUCGAGAGUCUACUACCGAAUCCAUUGCGCCCGCCGCUGCCCAGCAGUUGGUUCUUGAACUCAAGCAAUGGGAUGAUCGUCUGCCCUUAGGAUGCCGGCUAAUAGGGCCGGAUAGCAUCUACCCUGAGCGACAUUCGGCGCUUCUCCCGCAUCAAAGCUACCUCGGUAUGACCUACGUCGCUACAUUACUCUGGCUGUACCUGCGUAUUGCCCCUCAAGAACUCGAGCGGCAUCGCACACAGCGGCCGGCCGUCGAAGGCGCCAAGAAACUUCUAUAUCGCGCUCUCCCCAUGAUAUCUCAGCAUUUGGAUAAUUUCGGGUCUUGUGGACUACCCCCAAUAUUUGAAUUCUCACUACGAACCAUCGCGCAGCAAGCCUUCAUUUUGAGAAAGAAGAUUGAGCCCGAGGUGUUUCCUUUUGGCCGAUGGACAGAUGCACUGCUCCAACACACCAUGGAACUCAGCUCCACCUGGUCGGUCUAUCGCUCACUCGCAACCAAUAUUGAGGAUUGGUAUCAGUCCAACGAGAUCUAUGAGUCUGCAGCCCCUACUCGAGGCUUCGACGCGACCACAAUCCGACCUCCAUACAUACCACCCACAACCAUGUUCGCUCCAGACGCCAUGGCGAUGCCAACAAGACAGCAGCCCUUGGACGAUGAAACAGCGAUGCAUCCCCGUCCACAGAUGAGACUAUCAGAAACGGCUUACCCGCCAUCCGUCCUCGGCAUCAGUAUCCCAGUAGAUGGGCAAUACAUGACGCCCAAAGACGCGACAGCGGAUACCGCCGACCCAUCCAUGCUGGACAUCUCACUCCAACCCCAAAUCGACAGAUCUCGUGGAAGCACCCUAGCCGAGAAGCCGGGGAGUUCCAAAAGGCCCCCUCCCACCUCGCACCCACAACCCCCCACCCCAGACUCCUCCAUCUCAAACGCACCACCGCCCGGAACCCCAGCCCCCACCGACCCCCAUAUCCCCUCCAGAGAAGAAAACAGGAGCCUACACCCGGCCAUCCCAGACACAGAAAGCCUCCCCCCAGCCCCAAGCAGCAGCAGCGACAUAGACGCCAUCUUCUCAGACCUCGCCUACCUCGACACCACAGAAUGGGCCACAAGCCGCGAAGCAGGAUUGAAAGAUUUUGGCUUCCUAGACGACAGCACAUUCCAAGCGUUCUGUCACGACCCGGACCGUCUGGUGGGCUCUGAACCGUUGGUCCAUCCUUCUUCUAUUGCGGAUAUAUGGCCGCCGCCGGGGUUCUUUCCCGAGACGUUUCAGGAUUCGGCUAGACUUUUCGAGUGUUAG
This is a messenger RNA of Aspergillus campestris IBT 28561, 2646 nucleotides long. Its product is annotated as putative C6 transcription factor. Gene Ontology annotation, biological process: positive regulation of transcription by RNA polymerase II; DNA-templated transcription. Bases 1 to 2646 code for a protein of 881 amino acids. The record is from RefSeq and is a predicted model, not a curated record. Lineage: Eukaryota; Fungi; Ascomycota; Eurotiomycetes; Eurotiales; Aspergillaceae. Gene Ontology annotation, molecular function: zinc ion binding; DNA-binding transcription factor activity, RNA polymerase II-specific; DNA binding. The transcript has 3 exons.